Molecule: messenger RNA, 1676 nt
Organism: Rubroshorea leprosula
Lineage: Eukaryota; Viridiplantae; Streptophyta; Magnoliopsida; Malvales; Dipterocarpaceae
Source: the annotation of a GenBank genome assembly
AUCUCUUCUAGUAAUUUUUAUCUAAACAAUAGGAAAGCGAGAGUCCCCUCACUUUCCUCUUCUUCCCUCGUUCUCCUUCAAUCCAAAGAAAGGGUUACUGAUAAAGUGGAAAUCAAGUGGGUGCCAAAUUUCAGCUGUCCUAGUACGUCGUGUAAUUUUAACUAAAAUGAUGAUCAAUGUUGUUAGUCGCAAGAGGAUAUAGCGAGAGAGGCACUGCGGAAGCGCAUUUUCUUGAUCGGAGAAGGAGGUCAUGCUCCUGCCAUUGCCCAUCAUACCUCAGGAUGAAUGCUUGCAGUUAAAGUCAUAUUUCGAAGACAAGACUAAAGCACUAGAAAAGAUGACUGUUAAAGCUAAAAUUGUGGACACUGAAAAUAAGAUGCUAAUGGAUCUUUGGAUGUUGAAAAAGAUGAAGGAUGAGGAAUGGCCUUAUGAGGUAGGCUAUAUUAUUACUAUAGUUGCCUGUGAUACAGUUACUUCGAACAAGGCAUUCUGUGGUUGGCUGUUAUUAUUACUAUAGUUGCCUGUGAUAUUACGGUUGCCUUGGUUCUGUUCUUGAUCUUGUUAUCACACAUUAUAAUAGAUCUGUCAUAGGCAGCUGCAAGCAUGCAGCUCAAACAAUUUUUUUGUAUGGGGUGUUGUGAAUUCAUCAUACUUUCACUUCAAAGGUCACACAAGGUUUGUGCUGUAGAUGUGAGCAAAAUUUCAAGCCAUCAUGUUGCAAGUGCAGCUUAUGAUCGUGCUAUAAAAGUGUGAGAUUUGCAUAAGGAUUAUAAAUUUUUUACAGUGACUCCAAUGCUCUAUCUAUGCUGGAUUUGCAGAUGGGUUAUUACAUUAACAUAAUUAAUUUUCACUGCAACUGCAAUGCUCUAUAUAUGCUGGAUUUGCAGAAGAGUUAUUGCAUUAACACGAUUAAUUUUCAUAGCAACUGCAAUGCUGAGUAGAGAAGCUGUUCCAUCUUUCUUUAUCUUGAAAUGUUAGUGUUAUAUUGACUAGUGGAACAGACAAUUUGCACAUUUUAUUUGAUGUGUGAUCUUUGGAAAUUUGUGGCACAUUGAGAGCAACAGGAAAUAGUGGCAUAAAAUUGGAGCAGAUUGUGUAUCAGUCCAGAUGAUAUACUUGAUCAGUAUCUAUAGCUAAUAUAGUAAACACCAUAAAGGAGCAUGCUGCUCCUUUCUUGUAGUGUUCAUGGAGUGGACUUGGAAAACAACUGGCCUCUACUGACAAGAAAGGGAUUGCUUGUAUCUGAACUCAAUCAGCCAUCUGUAAAUGUGUAAAUAUGGUAGAUUGGCAUUCAAGUUUGGUUUCUUCUUCCGUUCAUUGCUCAUAUUCUGGCCCAUUAUUUAGUCAACUAGCCAUGAAGCAUGAAACAUUGUUAGCAUUCGCUCUAGAGAAGUUUUGUACACAAGGGACAUGACCAAUUGAUUUCUUUAAAAUAGGGAUAGCCUGUGUGGGGGAGUUGACUAACAUCUCAAAAGAGAAGUUGAGGUAGAAUGAUAAGUUGCCACUCUAUAAUUCAAGCCCUUCUCUAUAAUUUUCUACUUGAUGAAAGGAAGAUUUUUCUCUGCUUCUUGAUUAGUAGAAUAGCCAUUGGAUAAUUCGUUGUUUGUUGUUAUUGUUGUUUGUCUAUGUGACUUAAAUCUUUGAUUCCUCAUAGUGGCAGCUGGUUGUAUUUGUAU